Miscanthus lutarioriparius is the source of this 897-nucleotide messenger RNA. NCBI's taxonomy places the organism in Eukaryota, Viridiplantae, Streptophyta, Magnoliopsida, Poales, Poaceae. The record is from the annotation of a GenBank genome assembly.
AUGGCGGCGGUGAGGCACCGGCAACUGGAGGCCGGCCCCGUGGACGCCUCCGCGCCGGCGGUUCUGUUCGUGCACGACUUCCCGGAGCUCUGGUACUCGUGGCACCACCAGAUGGGCUACCUCGCCGUGCGCGGCUACCGCUGCGUCGCGCCCGACCUACGGGGCUACGGCGGCACCACCGCGCCGCCGGAGCCGUCGUCCUACACCGUCUUCCACAUAGUCGGCGACCUCGUCGCGCUCGUCGACACCCUCCACCUACCGCAGCUAGAUAUGAUGAUCCAACAAUGGGGAAUCGAUCUUUUUCUGCUGGACAUUUGGGAUGCUUCACAUGUUUGGACCAAGUGCCACAUUCAAGGCAUAGAAGUCAAAAAUGAAAACUUUACCCCUUACUAUCUGCACAGAACUCACAGUAACUUGAGCAAGGUGCAACUUGACACUCUCAGAAAGGAACAGUGCAGCCCUCCGACCGCACCAGGAAUAGCGUCACCCUCUGCUACCUCCGCAUCCCGCCGCCGCCCGUGGCCCAACGACCACAAUCACAACUCCAUUGAUAGCGCAUUCUGCCAUGGCCCUUUGACCACAAUCACAACCACAUCAAGCCACCAGCCCUGGGGUUCAUCAAGGUUCUCUUGCGUCAGUGGCAGUCAUAUGCAUUCUACUCUGAAUUCUGUUGAGCUUCUUUCAAACAGAAGGCAGGAGAUUGUUCGGAUGCUUGGGUUUCAGUUUCACUUAGGGCAGCUCCAAUGUUUAUUUAAGAACUACUUUGAGAGCACUCUCAAACUUCACACACAAAUAACAAAGUCAACAUUUCAACAACAACAACAACAACAACAACAACAACAACAACAACAACAACAAAGUCAACAUUUCAUUACAAAGAAUUAUUUUGUCAAAUGA